AUGUCGACCCCAACCAACCUCAGCGUCGAGAGCGAUCUUGAUGAGCUGCCGUGCUCAUGUUGUUUGGGUUCAUUUCCUCCAGAAGAAGUGCACAAGCUGCCCUGUUGGGACAUCUACUGCAACGACUGCGCACGCGAAUUGUUCACAACGUCCUUCCAGACCGAAGGAAAAUUCCCACCUCGCUGUUGCGGCCAGCCUAUCAACCUCACGCCGCAACUAUUUUCCAUGCUCGGCAAGGAUAUCUGGUCUGUAUACAUCGCAAAGCGCACCGAGUUCAAGACUGGCAGGCGCAUUUACUGCAGCAAUGUCGACUGCGGAUCGUUCAUCCCCGACGACUUUAAAUUUACCGGCUUUGCCGUCUGCAGAGACUGCGAUUCUUUGACCUGCACCGAGUGCAGAAACCCGUGCCACGAAGGAGACUGUUCCCUCUACGACGAUUCAGCCGAGUUGAAAGAACUAGCUAAGAAAGAAGGCUGGGCCGAGUGCUAUGAGUGUGGCCGCAUGAUCGAGAAAGUAGAGGGCUGUGAUCGCAUCGAGUGUGCUUGCGGAAUGAGCAUUUGCUACACGUGCAAGAAUGCGAUAGGGAAGUGCACUUGUGAACCAGACCAUCGCCCCUUACCUCGUGGCCGACCGCUCCAAGACCUUGGAGGAUUCGACAGACAAGAGCACCAGGAUCGAGCUGCCCGACGACAAUUGCUGAAAGGGCUAGGACGAGGAGAGUCCGCACAGAGUAACGAAGAAGACGAUGAAGAAGAUGAUACGGUUCCUUCGAGUCCCCCGGUUCUCAUGGCUCCCUCUGCCACAACUGAUCAACCAACUCCGCCAUUCCGACGUCAUAGGCAGCCCGCGCAUGGUUGUAAUCACCACUCGAAGAAAGUUCCGGUCAAUUACACGAAGAUAUGCCCACGAUGUCAACACCUUACCUCUUCGUCUAUCAUGCAGUGUAAAGGAUGCGAUCUCCUUGCUUGUUGGAAGUGCUUCAAAUUUAUCCGGCGUGAUCAGAAGCAUUAA
Molecule: messenger RNA, 1011 nt
Organism: Annulohypoxylon truncatum
Lineage: Eukaryota; Fungi; Ascomycota; Sordariomycetes; Xylariales; Hypoxylaceae
Exons: 2
Coding region: 1-1011 (336 amino acids)
Biological process (GO): proteasome-mediated ubiquitin-dependent protein catabolic process; protein linear polyubiquitination
Cellular component (GO): ubiquitin ligase complex
Molecular function (GO): ubiquitin-protein transferase activity; ubiquitin binding
Source: RefSeq, a predicted model, not a curated record